UUCCAUCAAUCAAAACUGUGCUGGCUAGGCAUUGGCUAGCUUACAAUAGCCAAACACGAGGUGUGGCGAUUGGCACCUCGCUAAACCAGUCAGUGACCCCUGGAGUGUUCUGGGCUAUAACAUCGCCUGUGAUUGAAGGAGAGAUACGAGGGAGGGCUCAUUUUACUCGGAAGAGACCAUUCUAUGAGAAACAAGAGCUGGAAUACGAUUUAGAAUCGAUAUUUCUUUUAAAAUGGACGCUAUCGAUUACUAUAACUCAAAUCGCGCAUGUAAACAAAGGAGGGUCUUUCGUUUUUCCCCCUAUUUUUUCGUUGUUUUGGAUUAAAAAGUGGGAUGCAUCUUGAAGAGUGGACCCUUACCUUGAAAUGUGUGCUGGUGUUUCUUGGAAUAGUCCGAGCUGACCAGAACUGUAGGCGAUGAAACAUUGUCCAAAAACUCCUGAGAUCCACACACUAUUAUAAAGAUGGCGUUUAUUAAAGAGGAAAGUGAAGACGUGAAGAUUGAAGAAACAUUGAAAGUCAAACAAGAAAAUACUGAGGAACAUACAGACCUCAUGCCGGUGAAAGAAGAGAGCAUAGCACCAAAUGAAAAGGAAGAGAAAGAACGAUAUGAGAUUCAUCAUGAUUUUAAAACCGAAGAAGAAUCUAUCAGUAAACCACAGAUUAAAGAGACUUUCUCACAGAAAACAGAUCAUAAAACAGGAACUACGAGUUAUUUCAUCCCUUCUCACUCUGAAAAGAGUUUCAGUGAACAUGGAAACCCUAAAGUCCACACUGGAGGGGAGUCUUACACCUGCCAACUGUGUGGAGUCAGAUUCAUACAUAAAGGAAACCUUACAGUGCACAUGACAGUUCACACUGGAGACAAGUCUUUCACUUGCCUUAAGUGUGGAAAGAGUUUUGAUCAAAAUAAAUAUCUUAAAGAGCACAUGAGAAUUCACACUGGAGGGAAGCAUAAUGUGUGCCAUCAGUGUGGAAAAAGUUUCCGCCGAAAAGGAUUCCUUAACAAACACAUGACAAUUCACACAAAAGAAAAACUUCUUACAUGCGGUGAGUGUGGAGAGAGUUUCGAACUACAGGUAAGCUUUGAAGAGCACAUGAGAGUUCACACUGAAGGGAAGCCCUUCACCUGCGAACAGUGUGGAAAGAGUUUUACUCAAAAAUCAAACCGUAACAGGCACAUGAGAAAACUACACAGCAUAUUUUCAACACAACCUUGAUCAACACAUGUGGAUUCAUUUUGAGAUUAAACUGUUUUAUGUCAUCAGUGUGGAAGGAGUUUCCUCGAACAGGAAUCAUGUAAUAACAUUACGAUGUGUAGGAUGCUCUGAAGUGAAGACCAGGGGUCUCAUUUAUAAAACUCUAUGCAGAUUUCAUACUAAAAAGUGGGAAGUCGUGGCCUAAUGGUUAGAGAGUCGGGCUCAUAAUCGAAAGGUUGUGAGUUCGAGUCACUGAGACAUUAAGGAAAUAUGAGAUACAGACUGUAAUGCCAUUUGUGCCAUUCACAUUCAUUUGGAUUUCUUAAGAUUAUACCAUUAUAUCAUUGUUAAGGAUUUGUAAUAAAAAGAUGAAAAUAUCCUUAAGAACAAAACAAUUUAAAAUAGUUCUGAGAUUUAUUUUAGAAUAGAGUCGAUCUCAUUCUUUUAAACUGGCCAAAAAGUAAAUUGUUUUAAAGAAUUCAAAUUAAAUGUAUGUAGUAAUGCUGAGAGCAUUUUAAGAGUGAAAUGUGCAAAUCUUACCAUUUACUUUGAGUUGUAUCAUUUAAUUACAGUGUUACUUUUUUAAUAAUGCUGUGGAUAUGUCUUCACACGACAUCAACACCUCUGUGCAGCUGUGGUUGUACAGUAAACUAUUAUGAUUGGACUUAUUCAAACAGGACAAAGUAUUGUUUGACCACUGAAUCCAGCAGUGUGGUCAAGUUCACAUCUUGUGUAAAAUUAAAGUGAUAGUUGACCAAAAAAUAUUAAUUCUGUCAUGUCGUUAUAAACCCCUAAGGACUCGGUUCAUCUUAAGAACACAAAUUAAAGGGGUCAUAUGAUGCUGCUGAAAAGAACAUUAUUUCCCACAUACUGUACAUUAUUGUUUCUCCUCUAUGCCCUGCAUUCUGAAACAUGAUACAUUUUUACAAAGCUUAUCGCCCUAAAAAGCGAGAUGUGAUGUGAUUGGCCAGCGAUCAGUGCAUUGUGAUUGACCGAAUACCUCAUGUGUGUGAUGGAAAUGUUACGGCCCUUAACAUAUUGUGAUGCCCUGUCCGGUCGAAGCGAUGUGACAUAAACAUUAGAACCCAUUAUAAACAUGAUACAAACAUGAUUUCUAGUCGUGUCCUUUUUUUGGAACUCAAUAUCAUUGUCAACCUUUAUCACAUUAUGGA
Carassius auratus (goldfish) is the source of this 2370-nucleotide messenger RNA. Its product is annotated as gastrula zinc finger protein XlCGF8.2DB-like. Gene Ontology annotation, molecular function: DNA-binding transcription factor activity, RNA polymerase II-specific. The coding region runs from base 464 to 1219 and encodes 251 amino acids. The transcript is spliced from 3 exons. Lineage: Eukaryota; Metazoa; Chordata; Actinopteri; Cypriniformes; Cyprinidae. Gene Ontology annotation, biological process: regulation of transcription by RNA polymerase II. Gene Ontology annotation, cellular component: nucleus. The record is from RefSeq and is a predicted model, not a curated record.